Molecule: messenger RNA, 1809 nt
Organism: Trypanosoma rangeli
Lineage: Eukaryota; Euglenozoa; Kinetoplastea; Trypanosomatida; Trypanosomatidae
Product: trans-sialidase
Exons: 1
Biological process (GO): oligosaccharide catabolic process; ganglioside catabolic process
Cellular component (GO): membrane; cytoplasm; intracellular membrane-bounded organelle
Molecular function (GO): exo-alpha-sialidase activity
Source: RefSeq, a predicted model, not a curated record
GAAAUUGAAAAAAAGAAGAACGAUCAGGAAAGAAAGACAAUCGGUUGGAAGGCUUCCACCUUUAAGUCUGGGCUCAGUCCAGAACUGAAGGAAUCGUUUCGUUUUUUUUCUGUCGGCGGUGGCGCGGGGAUUGUGACGAAGAACGGUACGCUUGUAUUUCCCGCAAAGGCAAUGACGAAGGAGGAGAAAGAGGUCUCACUGAUCAUGUACUCCAGUGAUCCGGAGAAGGAUUGGAGGCUGUCGCAGGGGAUGACAUCCGAGGACUGCGUGGAUCCUGCCGUUGUGGAGUGGGGGAGCGGGAGACUUUUGAUGAUGACUGCGUGUGAGGAGGGCCACCGCAAGGUGUACGAGUCGAGCGAUAUGGGGAAGACGUGGACGGAGGCGCUCGGGACGCUUUCACGCGUAUGGGGCAACACACUUGAGCGUGACGGAUCCGGCGGUCAAAGUGGCUUCAUCACCGCGACGAUUGAAGAAAGGGACGUGAUGCUCGUCACCCUGCCGGUGACUUUGAAAGACAACUUAACCGAUCAACUCCAUCUUUGGCUCACUGACGCCGCCCACAUUGUGGAUGCUGGGCCGAUAUCCAACGGAAGUAAGCAGGCGACUGGCAGUGCCCUGCUGUUUAGGGGCAAGGAGGAGUUGAUCUCCUUGCAGGAGCUGAGUUCAGUGGGAGUGAGUGGUGGUGUGGGGAUGUCUGAGGGCCUUCACCUUGCGCACCUGACGGAGCAGCUGGAGAAGAUAAAGAAAGUGGUGAAAACAUGGAAGGAAGUGGAUGCACGUGUCAAGCAGUUGUGCCUUUUGGCAGAGCCCGAUGCGGCUGCCUUUCCUGGCGCGGGCUGCAGCAACCCGGCGCCCACUGAAGGGCUGGUUGGGUAUUUGGCCGGCUCUUUUGCAGAGGGCCAAUGGAAGGACGAGUACCUCGGGGUGAACGCCACUGUAAUGAGUGGAGAACUGGCAAGCACGGAGGGGACUGGCAAUGGGGGCGUGAUUUUCAAAGGGCGUGGUUCGUGGGCUGAGUGGCCGGUGAGCAAACAGGGGCAGAAUCAGCGGUACCACUUUGCGAACUACAACUUCACUCUUAUGGCGACGGUGAUGAUCCACGCGGUGCCGGAGGCGGCCAGCAGCCCAAUUCCUCUGUUGGGUGUGAGGCUGAACGACAACACUGUGCUUUUGGGUCUGUCGUACACGAAGGAGAGGCAGUGGAGUGUGCUUUGCAGGGGCGGAGAGAGAUGCGAUCGCACCAGCACGUGGGAGCUAAAUAAAAAAUACCACGUUGCGAUCGUGCGGGAGGGCGACAGCCAGGGCUCCGUGUACGUUGACGGCCAGCGUGUGGGGAGCUCACAAGCGGCACUGCAGUGCGAAACGAAGCCGUGCACGAUCUCACACUUCUACAUUGGCAGGGACGGCGGCGUCACAGAAGAGACAGCGAGCGACGAGGGCCGUGUGACGGUGACGAACGUUCUGCUGUACAACCGCCCGUUGGGUGGCACGGAGAUUAGUGCCCUUCACAAGAGAAAAGUUUCCAUUCCAGCACCGGAAGAUGUGAAAUCACAAGGCGACGAUUCUGCUCGAGUUCAAGAAACUUCCAGUAACCAUGCGAGCGACACUUCACCCCAAACCGUGCCGGAGUCUGCGCUCUCGCCGACUCCUCACAAGGCCGUGGCCACGGAGCUGAGACCCUUGGAGAGGGAGAUUGAGACUAAAAUAGUGGCGCAACUGGAAGACAAACACGCGGAUGGAUGUGGCGGUGCGAAACAAGUGCUGCUGCCGCUGCUUCUGUUGGGCGUGUGGGUGUUUGCGGCACUGUGA